Didymodactylos carnosus is the source of this 1098-nucleotide messenger RNA. NCBI's taxonomy places the organism in Eukaryota, Metazoa, Rotifera, Eurotatoria, Philodinida, Philodinidae. The record is from the annotation of a GenBank genome assembly.
AUGUUAAGAACACGAACCGAUCGAAAGGUAAAUUAUCGAAAUACGUAUAUAAGGAAUUCCCGUGCAAUUGGUGUAUUAUGGGGAUUAUUUACAGCUUGUUUUGCUAUACUCAAUAUUGUCGUAUUUUUACAACCACAGUGGAUUGGCGAUACUCUUCAGUCUCCCACUGCCGGACAUUUUGGUCUCUAUGAAUACUGUUUAGUCAGUUACAACGAUAUAAACUAUGAAAGUAAUUGUAAAGGUACAUGGAGUAAUUUUAAAACAAUUUUAAAUCCCCCAUUUGCUGCAGCAACAUUUUUUGUGGGUCUAUCUUCAAGAAUCGUCUAUAUCAUUUGUGGAUGUUUACAAUUAUUAUGUACAAUAUGUCUGAUUAUUGGCGUUAUUAUUUACCCAUCAGGAUUUGAUAAUGAAAUCGUUCGAUCUGUAUGUGGUCAAGAAGCAAAAGAUUACAAUGCAGGCUUAUGUCAAAUACGUUGGGCGUAUAUUGUUGCAAUAAUUAGCAUUUUUGAUGUCCUCUUACUAUCGAUAUUGGCAUUUACAUUAGCACUUAAACAACCGAAAAACGUUAUAGUCACGAAUGAUGCUGAUACUAAAUAUGGUCAAUUAAAUGGCGGUUUUGGCGUCGACGAUCAACCGCCUUUGGAACAACAGAGAUACAUCUCAUUCAUAACCGUUCAAAUGCAUAUAUUCCAAAAGUUACGUGCCAGUUUUCGUCGCAAACAUCAUUCAGAUUCGAAAACACUGCUAACAGACGAGUUGUUGCAAGUAUCAUCUUCAAAUGUAUCAGAUAAAAUUGAACAAUUAUUAUUCAACAAUGAUGAGUUAAACAAAACGAAAGAAAACUCUACUUGUGAAAUAAUUCGUCAAAUAUAUCAUUAUCGUAUGAAUGAGUUUGAUAAACUAACGCUCGACAAAGAACAUCCCAAACGUUUGGAAUUUGAACAAUGCAUAUUGAAGAGUUUAGUAACGAAUAUGAAAAACGAUCAAGUUAUUAAUGAUCAGAAGACAAAUCCAUUUCAACGAAAUAUGCGUCUGUAUAAAUCGAUGCCAAUUGCCAAAGAGACGAUGAAACAUAAACUUGGGCUAAAAUCAUACUAG